AUGACUGGCGAGGAAGAUCCUCUCAUCCAGGCGCUGCCACCGGCUACCGACUAUCUCACCUAUCUCACCCUAUUGGAGUACCAACUCACCCCCGCCCGCUUGCCCAUUCUCCACAACCUGUUGCAAGAUGAAGUCCUCACCACGAAUAUCGGAUGGGACCUGGUCCAGCUGCUCCUGCCCAUGCUUCCGCAAUCGCUGGAAUGUCUGCAGGAUGUAGCCCGUCUGGGGAAUCCGAGAGAAGUGAUUCUGCGCGUGUCCGAUGCGUUGAUGAAGCUCGAGCCGGACGAAGACGAUGAUGAGGUUGAAUCCACAUCCGGCUCGGAUGAUGACAAAACCGCCAAAGAUGCGACCGCCCCUCCACGGCAUAUCAUGCAGUUCAACUGUCUCGUAGCAAUGCUCUCGAUCCUACACUCCCGCAUCCAGACCAAAUCCCCGAGCCGGUUUCUCGCAACCUCCCUGCAGGCGGUUCUCGAAGCGUAUACCACCAUGCCAACCAGUGAAACCACCGUGGCACUACUGGAGUUCCUCCGAGACGUAUCGCCGACGAAGAGACCAGCACCCCCCCCGCGAGCCGCCAGUGAGUCCAGCGUGUUGCGAGUAUCCGAAGCAUCUGCCCCAGAUCCCGAAGCCGAAAUCCAGUCCCCGUCGCCCAUGGCGGACAACGAGCCGGCACUGGUCAAGCGAUUUCUACAGUUCGGUCUCAUCGAGCUCCUCAAGUCGUACUUAUUGAGUCUAUCCAGCCCCCUAGAUCCAGGAAUGUCCUGGGCCAUCCGAGUGCACGAAAAGAUCUAUCCGCAGACACCGGUGCCUGGGAAGGAAUCGCAGAUCGAUGUGUAUGCCAACGAUAAACACCUAAGGGAGAGAGACAUGAUUAUGGCGAAGAUCACAGCACUGUCGACGGACUUUGGGCUGGACGACCAGCAACUCCUUGCGAUUGUCUCUGGGCCGCCGGAAGAACAACCUGCGCCCCUGGACUUUGAUGAACCCCCAAAGAAGGUCGAGGAAAUUCCACUCGAGAGACAUGGCUCGCUGCUGCUUCUGACGGCUCGGGCGGCCAUGGCAGAGCUGUUCACAUCCGGCAAGGUUGCCAGCGUUCCAGUGUAUCCCGAUCUCGCUCGGAUAUAUUCCAACUUCAUCGGAGAGAUUAACACUCCAGACGAGGUAGCGUUUGGACAGCCGCAGCCACUUCUCGACUCGCUGCUCGCCUUGACCGUCCUUGCGUUGCGCAACCCCAGCGGCAUCCCCCCCACAGAUGACAAGGAAUUCGCAAACCUCGUCCUGGCCGUGACGGCCUGCACCGCACGACAGACAUACAGUGCCACCCGGCAGCUCCCCGAAGUGUUUGUCCACAGCCACCCUUCGCAGACGGCGCGGUUCAAGAUCAUCCGCAAGGUCCUAGAAGAUGACAAGUGGCAGACGGUAAAAGAUCGUGCCAUUGGCUGGUUGAAGAACGAGAUCCUCCAGACAUCCUCCAGCGCAGAGCCUGCCGACGAGACGAACAUCUUCCUCAAUCCCCACUACUUCUCCGUUCUGUUCCCCCUCCUCUUCAACGCGGCCGAUCUCCUUCUCAACGUGUCCACUGACAUCGUGGCAUCCUGGGUCCGAUUCUCGCAGACACUGGCUCCCUCGAUCCACGCCGCCCUGAGCCUGUACUAUAUCCUAGUCUCCUCCCCAGCACUACGUACCCAACUCCAACUCGCCAAAACCCACCUCUACUUCCGCACCCGCCUCCUCGAACCCCUCAAGACCCUCUGCCACACCUUCGAAGCCGACCUCCCCCAGAACGGCGGCGAGGGCCGCAUCGAGGCCGCCGUCGGCGAGGAGACGUGCCAGAUCGGCAUGGCUCGCUCCGUGGGGCUGAUCGCGCACGUCGUGGAACAGGUCGAGGACGCGGUGGGCAAUGCGCUUGCACCCCCGGAUCUGGAGCUGCAGGAGCCGAGCGCAGAUGACAUUGCGCGCGUGGGCGCCAUCCGCAAGGAAACCCUGCUUUGA
Aspergillus clavatus NRRL 1 is the source of this 1992-nucleotide messenger RNA. RefSeq lists its product as uncharacterized. Gene Ontology annotation, biological process: cellular response to oxidative stress. Gene Ontology annotation, cellular component: cytoplasm. The record is from RefSeq and is a predicted model, not a curated record. Lineage: Eukaryota; Fungi; Ascomycota; Eurotiomycetes; Eurotiales; Aspergillaceae. The transcript has 2 exons. The coding region runs from base 1 to 1992 and encodes 663 amino acids.